This is a messenger RNA of Sphaeroforma arctica JP610, 224 nucleotides long. RefSeq lists its product as hypothetical. The record is from RefSeq and is a predicted model, not a curated record. The transcript has a single exon. Gene Ontology annotation, cellular component: U2-type spliceosomal complex; U12-type spliceosomal complex; precatalytic spliceosome. Gene Ontology annotation, biological process: mRNA splicing, via spliceosome. The annotation marks the transcript as partial. Lineage: Eukaryota; Ichthyosporea; Ichthyophonida.
CCGAAGCCCCGAGCCUGUACACUGUGGUACCGGAGAAGGCAGCUACAGGCCAGGGUGGUAAUCUGAUGGGCUCGGCACACACAUACGACAUGUCAGGUACUUCGGGUAAACGUAAAGCCGAUGUGCUGGACACCGCCGGUGGAGAGGGUGUGGAGUUGGCGCUCGACCCGACGCAAUUGGGCGAUGAGGAGGCUAUACGAGCUGCGUAUGAAAAGAAGAUGAAG